AUGGAAACUUCCGCUAAAUUCAACGACAUUGAAACGCAGCGCUUGAAACGUACAGCUUUUCUAUCGGUUGCUAUUUCAACGGUAAUUGUAUUUUGCUCAAUUUUCACACUUCCCUUAAUAUAUAGUUAUGUCCAAUCCAUUCAAACUUAUAUGAUCGAUGAAAUAGAUUUUUGCAGAGCGAAGUCAAGAGAUCUCUGGGUUGAAGUUGUUGCAGUGGGAACUGAAAAGAAUCGCCAGAAACGUGUUGUCAAAUCAGCUUCCCGAGUCAAGCGUGAAUGGAAUUUUGGCCAAUGGCUUGAUAGAAAUACACAAAGAGACUCUGGAAAAUAUGCUCCUUUACCACCAGCCAUACCAUCCUAUGACUCCGCCGUUGAAGAUUUCCAGCAACCAUCAUGUUGUACAUGUCAGCAAGGACCAAUUGGACCGCCAGGGCCACCAGGAGAUGAUGGACUAGAUGGGCCAGAUGGGAAACCGGGAUCUGACGGUGCUCCAGGAAAAAGUGGUGUUAUUUUACAUCCUCUUGGAACACCAAUGGAACCAUGCAUUAUUUGUCCACCCGGACCACCAGGAUUUGCUGGUUUUCCAGGACAAAAAGGGCCACCAGGUCCAAGAGGUAGCCCGGGACAAGCAGGAAUUGACGGUAAAAAAGGUGAACCUGGAAUGCAAGGACCCCAAGGACCAACCGGAAGACCAGGACGGCCAGGACCGAAAGGGCCAAAAGGAGAAGAUGGUCGAAUUAUUAUGGUUGCUGGGCCAGCUGGGCCUCCAGGACAGCCUGGGCCGAUUGGAGCCCCAGGUCCACGUGGAAAUCGCGGGCUUGAUGGUCUUCCCGGACCUCAAGGUGCGAUUGGACCACAAGGAGAUCCGGGUUAUCCAGGACCAGAUGGAAAGAUGGGGCCGAAUGGAGCUCGUGGCCCACCAGGCCCAGAAGGCCCACGUGGAUCAUGCGAUCAUUGUCCACUUCCUCGCUUACCACCUGGAUAUUAA
Molecule: messenger RNA, 987 nt
Organism: Caenorhabditis bovis
Lineage: Eukaryota; Metazoa; Nematoda; Chromadorea; Rhabditida; Rhabditidae
Source: the annotation of a GenBank genome assembly